Molecule: messenger RNA, 2922 nt
Organism: Cyclopterus lumpus (lumpfish)
Lineage: Eukaryota; Metazoa; Chordata; Actinopteri; Perciformes; Cyclopteridae
Gene: efcab14
Product: EF-hand calcium binding domain 14
Exons: 9
Coding region: 367-1620 (417 amino acids)
Source: RefSeq, a predicted model, not a curated record
ACACGGACGCCCCGCCCACACAAUACAGGCAAGCAGGACAGAUUGCUGGAAACACAGAAACACAGAGCGGCGUAUUCCCGAUUGUAUUUUAUUUCCCAAAAGCUUUUUUUUUUUUUUUUUUUUGGCCAGAGUGACGUAACGCCAGCGAGCCGUUGGACAUUUCUAUGUGUUCGUUGUUCACCGACCGGCGAAGGACGACGUGUUCGCGUCCGUUAGCGACGUUGCGCGGUUGACAUCCCAGCUAGCAAAGAGGUUAGCUUUAGCCGCUACGGUUUCGCAACGACAACAUCCACCAAACUGGACAAAACUUUGGAUUUUGUGGGGUUUAACUCGGGCUCGGCGGGUUCGCUGACCCCUCAGAAGAAGAUGAAGAAGCGGAAGGAGCUGAACGCCCUGAUCGGACUCGGGGACAGCAAGAGGAAGAAGACCAAGAAGGGGACGGGUCACCGGCUGCUCCGCACCGAGCCGCCGGACUCCGAGUCCGACUCCAGCUCGGACGACGACGAGUUCAACGGCAUGAGCGGCGGAGCCAACGUCGGGAAGAGAAGCUACACGCAGUGCUGCACCGUGUGCUACCCCUUGUUUCUGUUCAUCAUACUCGCUGCCUGCGUCAUGGCCUGCUCCGGACUCAUAUGGAUGCAGAUUGCGCUGAAGGAAGAUCUCGACUCGCUGAAAGAAAAGCUGCACAGCAUGGAAUCCAGCCAGAAGGUGUCGUCAAGCGAAAUACCAAAACUAAGCGAGGACCUGAAAAACAAGGACAGGAAGCUCGACGACAUUGAAAACGGGGACAAGGGGUUGAGCAAGCUCUGGUCUAACCUCACAGAAAUGAACAGAAAGAUCAGUUUGCUGGACUCUGCAGUAAACCAUUUAAAGGUCAACUUGAAGUCAGCCGCCGACUUGGUCAGCCUUCCCGCUACAGUUGAAGAGCUUCAAAAGAGUGUUGCUACAAUUGGCAGCACGCUCACAAGUGUGCAGCAUGACGUGAAGACGAUGCAGGCUGCGCUUGAAAGUCAGAAGAAAGAGGAAGAGUUGAAGAAGACGAUGGACAUCACAGACCUGAGAAAAGCAGUGAGUGAGGCGAACAAGACAGAGGAGCUGCAUCACACGCAGACCGACGAGCACAUCCACGUCCUCCUCUCUACGGUCGCAGAGCUCCAGCAGAGAAUGUCGUCAUUAGAGAACGGCUCAAAGCAAAGCUCGAAGAACAACGACGACGCGGCAAAAACCACCAGCGGAGGUCCAGCGACCGACGCGGCGAAAAAAGAAGCCGCGGCAACCAAAGCGACGCCCGGGGGCGUGCAAGAGGCGUCCACGCCACUGACGGAGCCUCAGACGGAGCCUCAGACGAGCAGACGCCCGCGCUCCUCAAACCGCUCCAAGAGGAAUGCUGAGGCAACGUGCCCAAAGAGGUUGUUCUUGCCUGGAGUCAGUUCUCUGAAAGACUUGGAAGACAUCUUCCAGCAGGAGGGCGUUGGACGCGGCUCCCUCGGAUUGAACUACCACGGCCUGAGGAAAGUGUUUCGAGCGGCGACUCCCGAUGCUCGCACCAUGGAGUGUUUCGACGACGACGGGAACCGGAGGUUCUCCCUGACGGAGCUGAGAGCUGCUGUAGGUUUGUGAGCACAUCAUCACCGACGGCAGUGAACAGUAUUGGAACACCCGGCGAGGUCCUGGAGUCUGAAGUUCCCGACCCCCCCCCCCCCCCUUUUUUUUUCCGUGCCUGCUGCACUUUUUGUGAACAGAAUAUUUAUCGUACCGAUUGUGGAACAGUUGGCGCUGGCAUGCCCCAUACUCACCCCCCUCCUCCUCAGUCUAUUUCAACACAACCUUAUCCACUAAACAUGCGCUUACAUUUUUUUAAUUCAUCCACGAGUUCCCUUACGCAGAAUAUUCCGGCUCUUAUUUUAGCUAAUUCCGUAGUUUACAUGAAAUAAACUGUGGGAAGUGUAAAUUAUUUUUGAAUCCUGUUUUCCACCCUCAAUUCUCAAGACUCUCUUUAACGCCACCUUUUGUUUUUUCUUUUUUUUCUUCAUCUCGAUGACACUUUUGUGUAUUUCGCUUGACAUUGUCAGUCUACUCCCCCACCCAUCAACACCUGAACUGUAUUUUAAGAAAGGUUACAAAUUAUUAUUAUUAGAAACCUUUUUUUUUUUUUUUGUGAGUGGUUUGUUUGGUUUUUAGUCAAGAUUCCUAAUUUAACUGAAACACACAAUUGAGUAUGAGACUGAUGAUUUAUAUAUGCUCCUUUCUAGGUUUAAAGUUUCAGAUUUCUUUCUGUUCAGUGUUUUUCUCUCAUUUAUUUUCAGUUAGUUGCUACAUUCUGAUUGUUUAAUUUUCUUUACAUUUUAGUUUUUUGCAGCUUUCAGUUCUACACGUUUUGAAGGGCUAUGAACACUUUGAAUCAUUGACCGUUUUGAAGUGGUAACUCACGAGGCAUAUGUAGCAAUAACAAAAGGACAGAUAUUGCUUGUUUAAAACUGCAGUAGACGGAAGGCAAAAACUAGCUCCCAAUGUGUAACAGGUAGUAAAAGAAGCACUGACCAUCAAUCUUUACUUGAUUAAUUUUAUUCCAUUUUUAUGGGCUUAAUAAUGAUGUAUUUACAUAAUAAAUUGCAUACUCAACAUUGUUGUACUCUGUAAAAAUGGUUUAAAUGUACUCAGAAAUUAUUGUGAAGGGGAUGGGGGUUGUUGAAAUGUAUCUUGUACAUUUUUUUAAAUGUUUGCGUUGUAAUUUGCAUGUUGCCGAUAAUGUAACAUGAACACUAUUUAUAAACUUAGGCGACUACUUGUUUUUGCAGGACAAUGUAACAGCUUUGGCCAUCAUGACAUAGGGUCCAUGCUGCUGCUGUACUUGGGGACAUUUUAUGAAUGUUUUUUUUCUUUUUUUGUGAGCAACAAUGAAUAAAGUUUAAAAGGUCUUGA